UGCCUCACGGACAUGGAUGGGAUGAAAACAACACAGCCACCUAGCUAGCUAAUCAAUUUGUAUUCUUUAAAUAUGUCUAAAAUACAGUUGUUGAGGGUUUUUCUCAACGAUAGAUUAACAGCUGCUGCUGAUGAGAUAUUUGGGGUCGUUGAUAAAAUGAUAGCAGAGUAUCAGGAGGAAGUUGUCCGUCUACAGAGGCUGCUCGACAUUGUUCUUCAACCUGAGAUACCGUUAAACCUACACAGAGAAGACCUCCAGCAGCUCACGCUCUCUGUCUCUGAAGAGGAGGUUCCCCCGGAGCAGCAGCACUGUGAGCAGGAGUGGAGCCCCAGUCUGGGGCAGGAGGACCCAGAACCCAUACAGCUUAAAGAUGAACAGGAGGAACUCAGGACCAGUCAGGAGGAAGAGCAGAUUCAAGGGAUUGAGACUGUUGCUAAAGACUCCAUGUUCACUGCUGCCUGUGUGAAAAGUGACUGUGUGGAGGACCCAACUCAGCCCUCACAUCUCUAUCAAGCCCAAAAGGAAAGAAACGAAGAGAGAGACAAUCUACCCAAUACUACAACUGAACAGAUCAAAACAGAACCUGAUAGAGAGGACUUUAGAGAAUCAGAUCCAACCAGUGUCUCUCAACCCCUCUCUGCAGUAAAUCCAGACUGUUCUGCAGCUCAAAGUGGUAUGGAGAAUCGAAGGCCUCCGGCAGGUUUUAAGCCAGUCAUAUCCAAGAGAACAGAGAUGGUAAAAGGACAAAGAUCCCGUAUCAACACUAAGGACCUCCAGCAGCUCACUCUCUCUGUGUCUGAAGUGGAGGUCCCCCCUGAGCAGCAGCACUCUGUGUGUUGA
This is a messenger RNA of Coregonus clupeaformis (lake whitefish), 840 nucleotides long. RefSeq lists its product as uncharacterized. Bases 73 to 840 code for a protein of 255 amino acids. Lineage: Eukaryota; Metazoa; Chordata; Actinopteri; Salmoniformes; Salmonidae. The transcript has 4 exons. The record is from RefSeq and is a predicted model, not a curated record.